Molecule: messenger RNA, 4432 nt
Organism: Schizosaccharomyces octosporus yFS286
Lineage: Eukaryota; Fungi; Ascomycota; Schizosaccharomycetes; Schizosaccharomycetales; Schizosaccharomycetaceae
Product: endo-1,3-beta-glucanase Eng1
Exons: 1
Coding region: 929-4057 (1042 amino acids)
Cellular component (GO): cell surface
Molecular function (GO): endo-1,3(4)-beta-glucanase activity; glucan endo-1,3-beta-D-glucosidase activity; carbohydrate binding
Source: RefSeq, a predicted model, not a curated record
CUUUGGUUACCAUCGCAACAAGUGUAAAUAAAUAAACAGUAAACAAGGAGUAGUAACAAGCACCAUUUUGCAAAAGUAGUAAAAACAAAAUACAUCAGUCUUCACGACGAAAGUAUGAAGAAAGAAGAGUUUCUUUCUUGUUUUUCACUCUCCAAGGAAACGCUUCGUUUGAAGAAUAUUGAAAUAUCUGACUAAAUCGAGUAUACUAAAUAAGAAGUAUUGAUCAGAUACAACAGGUGCAAAAACUUGCAAGAACAAAACAAAUCAUAUCAAAAAACAAAUGACAAAAAGUGUUGGUUAUGCAAAAAGCACUAUAUAUCGUUCAUAAAUCAAUAAAAUCCAUCAUGAAAUAUUCAUAUAUUUGCAUUUGUUGGUUCAUGAGAACGGCAUUCUUCUUAUACCUGCUACGUAAAACUUUCCUUGGAAAUUUGUAGACAGUGUACCAGUAGCAUGUUCUAUGGAAUGUCGCCGGAUGGAGGUUUAGCAAACUUGGACAAUAUUUUAAAAAAUUUAUUUUUAGAUAAUCCAAACGACUGAUUUUACUCGACUAUAGCACUACUUAGGCGUUCGAUGGCUGGUAAAUAUGACUACUUCAAGUGUCUACUUCUUCCUUUCACAAAUUCAUCUACUAUGGCUGACAAAAACUCGAAUGUGGUACGAAGAAAUUUAUCCCUGAAUGAUUAAUAAAAAUGAUUAUAAAGCGAAGGAAAUGCUCGACAUGUUCACUAGUAGUCAAUAUUACUCGAACUUUUGGGUGGGACUUGAGAUUUCGAUUGUAAUAUCAAUCCUUUAGAGCAUUCCCAUAUUACAACCAAAAUUCUCUUUUAUUAUUUCGUGGAAGGUAUUAUCGGAUAACCAUAUAAUUCAUUAAUUUACUUCCUAUUGUUCUAUUGUUUACAUUGUUACUUGCCAAGUUUCAAUUCAUUAGAUGAUGGGAUUUUCAAAACGAUCCCUCGGUUAUAUGUUGGCGGGCUGCCUUGGUCUUGCUACGGCUUCUCCUCUGUAUGGUAAUCUCGAAACAAUGGAACCAUCCUCGCAGAAACUUGAAAAGCGCUCAACAGAUGUCUUUGAGCAAGUCAUUGAUACUUCUGAUCCAACUGGUUUGUUCGGGUCUGCAAGGCACCCUUUGACACCAGCUGGUGUUUCCGAGAAUAAUGGUAUGCCCAUUGAAACAAACAAAUUUUACGACAACCUUUUGGUUGGCUCCAGAACCUCCUUUCUUUAUGCUGAUCCAUACCGUUACUGGUGGCAGUCUUCGAAUACUCAUUCUGGUAUAUGUAUCAGUCAUACCGAUGAGAACCAACGAGUCUUUGACUGGGGUAGCGCUGUUCCCAGUUUCUAUUUUAACCCAAUUGGUCUUUGCUCUUUGGGUUUUGGUGCUUCUGGAUUGACCGAAGCCAUUACCCCCGAGGUCGACGAAGUAGAUCAAAUGUCCGCUCGUGUCAACUUCAACUGGGGCUCCUCUUCCAUGAGAAUCUCCUUGGUCGAGGGAUUGGCCUUCAGCACUGCCGAGUACUCCAAUGCAGUUCCUGAGAUUUUCACUUCCACCUUCUUUAUGAAUAAUAUCCAAUCCGUUUCCGGAUCUUCUGCCACUCAAAAGUACAAAGUUACUUUGUCGGAUGGCCAUAUCUGGCUCAUUUAUGUCUUUGGUAACCACCUUACUUUGAACGCUAAUGGAAACCAAGUUCUCGUUGGCUCAAACUCCUUUACUGGUUAUAUUCAAAUCGCCAAGAUUCCGUCAGGCGAUUCCGAAGCCGAGUCCAUUUAUGACAAAUAUGCCGGUGCAUACGUUACUGGUAUUUCCGUCUCUGGUAAUGUUGAUGGUGAUACUGGCUAUUAUACCUUCAACUUGAAGACUUCUGGUCAUAGUUCCAAUGUGCCCUUACAUUUCUUAUUGCCCCACCAAAUUGAUUCCCUUUCCUCAGGCGCAUCUACUACCGGAAUUUCUUUGGUUUCCUUGGUUAGCGGCUAUGCUACAGCUGUUGCCGGUAACUCCAUUACUUUUGCCGACACUGUCCCUAAGGAUAUUCACUUCUUGCCCUGGUCACCUCAAGGUAAAAAGGUCGGUUACUCGACAGAUGCUCUCAACGAAAUUAGGGCUGUUGCAACCCAAGAGAUGAAUGGUGACAUGGAUGCUGAAAGUGAUUUGGACUCUAUGUAUUACAGUGGUAAAGUCCUUGGUAAGUAUGCAAUGCUUUGCCUUACAAUCAACGAUAUCUUAAACGACAAGGAGAUGAGCAAUACUUGCGUCAAAAAAUUAGAAAGUGCUUUUGCUCGCUUCGUUGAUAACAAGCAAAUUAAUCCUUUGGUUUAUGAUUCUACUUGGAAAGGUGUAAUCAGCAAAGCUGGUCUUUCUGGUUAUGCUAUGGCAGAUUUUGGAAACACUUAUUAUAAUGAUCACCACUUUCACUAUGGCUACUUUGUUCUUACAGCCGCGGUUAUUGCUCAUAUUGAUCCUGACUGGAUAAAUGCUGGUAAUAACAAGAAGUUCGUUAAUUCACUUAUUCGUGAUGUUUCCAAUCCCACUAGCCAGGAUCCCCAUUUCCCCGUUCAAAGAAUGUUUGAUUUUUACCACGGCCAUUCAUGGGCAGCAGGUCUAUUUGAGUCAAAUGAUGGCAAGGACGAAGAAUCUACUUCCGAGGAUUACAACUUCUUUUAUGGUAUGAAGUUAUGGGGUGAAGUUACUGGUGAUGAUGCUAUGGUAGAUCGUGCAAACAUUAUUUUGUCUAUCUUGAAGCGUUCCCUCAAUAAGUACAUCUACUACUCGAAAGGAAAUGUUCAACCUGAAUCUAUGCAACCUAACUAUGUGGCCGGUAUCACCUUCAUGAACAAGAUCACCCAUGUGACCUAUUUCGGUACUAAUCCUGAAUUUGUUCAAGGUAUUCAUAUGCUUCCAGUUACUCCUAUUUCAGCCUACAUCCGUGAACAAUCAUUUAUCAGAAACGAAUGGGAUAAUAUGCUUGUUCAUGACCUUGGAGCAGCAAUUCCUUCUUGGAGAAGCUUGUUGUAUGCUGAUUAUGCUAUCGUAGAUCCAUGGACAAGUUACAGCUACUUUUCUACACCUGCAUUUCAACCUAGUUGGUUAGAUGUUGGUGCUUCUCGUGCUUGGUACUUGGCAUUCUCCGCUGGUCUGGACGGAAGAAAUGCUGUUUACUACCCUAAAAACACAGAUGACUCUAACCCCAGUUCUGAACCUGCUCCUUCUUCUUCUCCAUCUGUGUCUUACGGAACCACAACAACUAGUAAGGUUUAUGCUACUACCUCUGUCACGAACUCGGCUACUCCCUCAAAUACUGCUUCUGGUAGCUCAACAUCUAUUCCUCCAGUCUCGAUGUCCAGUUUCGUACCUGUUCCUACUUCCACACCCACCUCUGGUCCAAAGACUUGCAACAAUGCUGUGUAUGACCCUUCUGCAUACGUCUGCGAUGGUAACUUCCUUUGUCCCAUUGUUAAUGGUGUACCAUACGCGAAUUGCAAUGGUGCUUGCUAUAACCCUAAACAAUAUGGAUGUUACAACAACAAUUUAGGCCCCAAUGUAAGUCCUCCUGACUUGGCAGUAUCUCCUGUUCAUACCGAAGCUGGCAAAUCUAACACUGCUACUAAAACCAGUUCUUCUUCUUCUUCCUCACCUUCACCCAAACCGACUACUGGAAUGCGUAAAUGCGGAAAUACCAUGUACGAUGCUAGUGCUAUUGUCUGCUAUGACAAUGACGUUCUUUGUCCUAUCGUUGACGGGAAUGUUUUUGAAGAUUGCAAUGGUUCCUGCUACGAUCCUUCCAAAUAUAGUUGCGAUAAUGGUUCCGUUUCUCAUAAAAAUGUAUCAAAGCCUCCCACUGCCAGCUCGACUCAUGCCACUUCCAGCGCUACACACGCUUCCAAACCCUCUACGGCUGCUAUUGCUCAAUGUGGACAGACCUGGUACAAUUCCAACAGCUAUAUCUGCUACGGCAAUUUAUUGUGUCCCAUUAUCGGUGGAAAGAAAUUGCAAGCUUGCGGUAGCGCAUGUUAUGAUCCCGAUUCUUACAGUUGUCUCGGCGGUAAACUUGUCUCCAAGUAAAUCGAAAGUCACUAUUGAAUGCAUAUAAAAGCAACGACCAUAUGCUUUUAACUAUUUGUUUUUAUUUUUGUUAUAAAUGUUUUCCCACAGUGGCACGUCUGGUACGUGUUGCAAGAUGAGAUUAACAUUAUGAUUAUUUUGCGUUUGCAUACCCUUAUUUACAUUAAUCGUAUUGGGUUAAUUCGGUUACUCAACUAUUUUGUACAUAAUUCUUCUGGGUCUUUAUUUAGAGAUAUCUGAAUGCAUAUUAAUUAACUCUUUGAGAGAGUUAAGUCUCUGUUUGUGAAUUAGAUAAAGCUUUCUAGAUGUAAAGUUCGAGAUAUCAUCUUUAAUAUUAGAUAUUCAUUUCAUUAAUCUAUGCUAGGUGUUGCUAAA